This is a messenger RNA of Bombyx mandarina (wild silkworm), 767 nucleotides long. RefSeq lists its product as uncharacterized. The record is from RefSeq and is a predicted model, not a curated record. Lineage: Eukaryota; Metazoa; Arthropoda; Insecta; Lepidoptera; Bombycidae.
AUGUUCAAACUCUUACUAUUCCUGACUCUUUUAACUAUCGUAGCGUGCUGCCACCACGGGCGUUCCCAUAAAUGUCGUCACGAGAAGCCCAGCAAGUGCCGUCAUGGUGGUAAGUUCGGCUGCAAAGGGGGAAGGCAGCCAGAACGCCCCGACUACGACAAGUACGGAGAGAAUCAAAACAAAGAACUCAUCGAUGACCUGAGCAGGGACCUGAAGCAGAUCGACGAUCACCUGCGAAAGCUGUGCAAUGAAAAUGAAAACUCCGAAACCCGUGAAAUGUUCGGGAUCCAGAGCUACAAUAUCUUCGUACCGCUGACCGGAGUGAGCGCUGACAACAUCGUCGUCAAAAGCAGAUACAGAUACGUGUAUAUAAUCGCACGGAGAAAUCCGCCGGCGAAGCCUUACACCGAAAUCCGGAGGCUGUCGAAAUUAGUUGAUGUUUCUAGAGGAUACUGGAUGUACGACGGCCAGGAACUAAUAAUCCGUUUCAAAUACGUCAAUGCCGAUACCGAAGAAUCCUUUGACUGCGGAACUGAUUACAAUAAUUCGUUAGUCACGAUACCUAAGUCUGACGUAGACUACGUGUUAGACCUCGACGUGAGGUAUGCGCUACAGAACAGCAAUGUACAGAAGAUAAUAAGAGACCACUUCGAGAACUCGACCUCGCCGCGACCUAUGCCGGAGUCUAAUCAAUUGGACGCAGCAGAUCACAACGAACCAGAAGUCUUCUAGAAAAAUACGUUUCUGACAUGUUUCGUGUGCCACAU